AAGAGGGAGCUCGAAGAAAUGGUCGAACGCGAAGGGCAAUAAUUAUCCAUUUCUUCCAAUUGAGCGGACAGUGACUUGAGUUCUUCCAGUUCAAUCUUGCAAUCCGCGCAUUCUUCCCCCCACCUCUCCUGCUUAACGUUCACGAUCACGAUCACGAUUUCUACUCCCUUUAUUUAGCAUCCAUUGUUCUUACUCGCCCAUCUUGUUUUAAUUAGUAUAUUAGUCUUCUAGAUUUUUCCUUUCUUUCUAUCUUCUUUUUUUGGGUCCUUGAAUUGCCACUUACCGUUUUGUCUCCAUUGAACAUCUUAGCGCUUUCCAGGUAUACGGUAUCAUUCGGUUUUUACCCUACGCAGUUAAGCCGCCAAUUUCUCCGUUUUAUUGCCUGAUGACCGCUCGUUUCCUGAGCCGUCUUAUUAGGUAGCUAUUAUGGAUAACGCAAAUCUUUGGACUCGCCGAUCUAACUCCUCCAAGUUGUCUCUGUCUAUGACGGGAACAGACGGCAAAGACGGUGGUGCCAGAGUCGAACUUCCCCGCACAAAGCGUUUUGGUCCUGAUAGCUCCCACGGUCGAUCCAACCCCUUUAACGCUCUAUCACCUCUUUCAGGUGGUGUGUCCUCCCCGUCGACUAACGCCUCCUCUGCAUUCGGCUUGGGAUCCGGCGCUUUUGCAUCAUUUGGUGCCCCCAAAACCCCCGGCGGCUCCGACCUCAAGACACCCCUCGAGAAACGAGAUAACCCUGUGGAACAUGACUCAGUGGAAGGUUUGAAGGCCAAGGCCGCUGGUACUGCCAUCAAAGAGCACCCUCUUAAGUCUACCUGGGUAAUUUGGUACCGUCCGCCCACACCUAAAUAUUCCGAUUACGAAAAGUCCACCGUCCCCCUUGCGUCUAUAUCAUCUGUCGAGAGUUUCUGGUCGAUAUAUUCGCAUUUGAAGCGACCCUCUCUUCUCCCCACCGUUUCCGACUAUCAUAUUUUCAAGAAGGGUAUUCGUCCUGUAUGGGAAGAUGAUGCCAACAAGAAGGGUGGGAAAUGGGUGGUUAGAUUGAAGAAGGGCGUUGCUGAUCGGUAUUGGGAGGAUCUUCUGUUGGCUAUGGUUGGUGAUCAGUUUGCGGAGGCUGGUGAUGAAGUUUGUGGAGCUGUCCUUAGUGUACGGAGUGGUGAGGAUGUGUUGAGUGUCUGGACCAGGAUUGACGGUGGGCGCAACAUAAAGAUCAGGGAAACGAUCAAACGUUUGCUAGGCUUCCCAGUAGACACCAACAUUGUAUGGAAGAGCCACGAUGAUAGCAUUGCUCAACGCUCUGCCAUUGAUCAAGCUCGCCAGGAAAAGGCUGCGGGAAACAACGGCCACCAUCACCACCACCACCAUCAUCAUCACCAUCAUCACAACAACAACAGCCAACAUCACAACGUUGGCGCAGAUCGACGGAGGGUUACAGCUAAUGAUGAUCCUACGGGGGAUAAAGGAAAGGGCACAACGUCGUGACAUGAUUAUUUGAGCCUAAUAUAUGGUCCUGUAUAGUAAAGAAAACAAAAAAUAAUUGGGACGAUCUGGGAUCGGGGCAUUGGGGCGAAUACUGCGUCUGUUUUGACUUGGGCUUGUUUUCAAUUCCUGUCAUUGUUCUAUUCUUAUGCGUGGUGCGCUUUGCAAGUUAAAAGGAGCUUUUUAGGGGCGCCUGGUUGGUGUAGCGUAAUCCGUAAUCACUGCCAGGUGAUUUGCAUUGGUACUGAAAUGUAUCUAUCUCCGAACUCUUUUGUCGAUUCGAUUGAUUGGUAUUGAUGUGAUAUGUAUUGAUGAAGCCUAGAGUUACCAUUUGUAGGUUCUAACUGUGCU
Messenger RNA from Aspergillus alliaceus, 1830 nucleotides. RefSeq names its product eukaryotic translation initiation factor 4E. NCBI's taxonomy places the organism in Eukaryota, Fungi, Ascomycota, Eurotiomycetes, Eurotiales, Aspergillaceae. Gene Ontology annotation, biological process: translational initiation. The transcript is spliced from 3 exons. Gene Ontology annotation, cellular component: eukaryotic translation initiation factor 4F complex; cytoplasm. Bases 427 to 1482 code for a protein of 351 amino acids. Gene Ontology annotation, molecular function: translation initiation factor activity; RNA 7-methylguanosine cap binding. The record is from RefSeq and is a predicted model, not a curated record.